AUGGCGGACAAUGUCUCAACAAACCCCCAAUUCCUCGCGCCGCCGGCUGUCACGGCCUUGCGACAGGAGGCUCGGAAUAUCAACCCGAAAAUGACCCGGAGUAUGAGUGACGAUAUGCGGGAGGAGCGUGAGGAUUUGAAGGAAGCCGCCGAGCAGACGUUGAAUAUCAUCGUGGAUCUGAACCUGGACGGUCGCAUUAAAUGGGUCAGCCCAUCGUGGAGACAGGUUGUGGGCUCGGCCCCGGAAUCCGUUGAAGGCUGCUUGAUAUCCGAUCUCCUGCUGGGAAACAAAGAUGUCUUUCGUGAUGCGAUGGAGGCAAUGAAGGAGGACGACUCUCGGAGUCGUUUCAUUCGCUUCUCUGUCCAGAUGGGACCGGACUCGGUUUUGAAAUACGCACCCGAGUCACGCCCGGCCGAGAUCGAGGAUGAAGGAAAGGAGAAACAAACAAAUGAGCCGACGGACUCUUCGCAGGGCGAAGUCGACCGCAACGUGCUCACCAUGGAAGGACAGGGUAUUAUGGUAUAUGAGCGAACAGAUGAUGAGGCCGGACACACUAUGUGGAUGCUCCGACCGUUUACUCAACCGCGAGAAGUGACAAUCGAUCUCCCACCGCAGCUGGUAGAGUCGCUCGGCGUUGGAGCGGAAGUCCUGGCGAACUAUCUCACCAUGCUGGCGGAAGCAGCGGCGAACGAACCCGACCCGGCGAAACAUCCUGCCCCAACUCCGGUACUUUGUCGAAUUUGUGAACGUCAAAUCACCCCGUGGUGGUUCGAAAAGCAUUCAGACUUGUGCCUCCAGGAGCAUCGGGCGGAAAUGGACGUCCAGAUCGCGCAAGAGAACCUGAACGAGCACCGACAUUCGAUCGUGAAAGUACUAGAUGCGCUCGAGUCUCGACAGGGAAGACCAGCGAUCGGACUUGAUGGUCAUAUCGUGCCGCCGCCCCAACCAGAGUAUAAAGGAUUGCCGAUCGGACCAUCACCAGUGAACUCAUCGCCAUCCUCAGCACCCGUAUCAAAUAUUAGCUCUGCACCGGGGACACCUCCUCGCUCCAGAGACCACUCGGCUUCGGGCAUCGUACAAGGUCCCGGUCGCCCUCGUUCGUUUACUGUUCGACGGCCUCUAGCGCGUAUUGUCGAGCUUGUGCUCGAUCUUUGCGAUACUGCGUUGGAAAUCAGCAUGUCGGUCAUCAAAGAAUCAUCUCGGGCAGAGACUGGAGAGGAUUUCCGGACGCUCUCGCCGCAGUCCGAGUCCAGAAUUACCCAGGUCGCUCAAUGGCAUUCUCCGAGUUCCAAUACACUAGAGCAGGAACAGGGCCUGGCAGCCCUCUCAAGUGAUACCGAAGCCGUCGCUAAGACCAAAGUAGAUGCUGUUGUUCGCCAUCGCAAGAUUGUUGAAUAUGCGGAAAGAAUUCGUGUUGAAUAUACAGUAUUGGUGGAAGAGUGUAUCGCUGCUGCUCUCAGCAAGGCUGAGCGUAUCGCUGCUGGCCAGCUCAGCGAUUCCUCCUGUUCCUCCGAUGAAGAAGCGGUCCAGGAAGGUGCUUUUGGCAGUGACUAUUCUUCCGCUCGAGAGGGGCCGUUUUCACAGGAACCAAGUUAUGAGUCUCUACCGUCGCUAGUUCAACAACAACCGCCUCAACCCCUACAAGCGCAACCACAACCAGAACCACAACCACAGGUUCAACCACAACAGCCACCUGCGCCAGCGGUGCCCACCCCACGAAAAUCAACCACAUCUGCAUUGACAAUGUCAAUGCGAAACUCGCCAGAUCGUCCGUUCCUACCACAAGCAGAAACAAGAUCGUCCUCAACUGCUGUGUCUACAGGAUCAAAUAGCCCUAUGGAAUGCCCGACCCCCCGAUCGCAUAAGAGUGCUGCUGGUCUUUUAGGCACCUCUCAACCCUCUCGCCGCGGGUUGCCAUUGUCUGACAUUGACGCGGGUGAUAGUAGUGAUGGCAGCAUGCCCUCGACAUCCGCUUUCGCGGGAGCCAUGCGGACGGACUCACCUUCGUCGGAACGAAGCUUCGAUCGAAAACGCAGGAGUUUAGUUCUCCCAGGCUUGUCGAGCUCCCCUCGCCGCCAACCUUCUCCUGCUCGGGUGUCAGGCCCACACUCUCCGCUACGAAUGCCGAAACCUCGACACUCGCACGGCGCGGAAAGCUUACCGUCGCCGAUUGUUUCUCCUUCAACCUACGCGGGCGAGCUGGCUUAUCACAUCCGCCAUCAUCGUCGCCAAUCCUCUGCUACCUCUUCAGACAUCACCAAGCCUCCACCAUCUCCCCGUCUACCCUCAGUCAGUCAACAGCCACGUCCCGCACCGCCUUCUAUCAAGGACUUUGAGAUCAUCAAACCUAUAAGCAAAGGCGCUUUCGGGAGUGUAUAUUUAUCUAAGAAAAAGUCGACUGGUGAAUAUUAUGCCAUCAAGGUUUUGAAAAAGGCAGACAUGAUCGCUAAGAAUCAAGUCACCAAUGUCAAGGCCGAGCGUGCUAUCAUGAUGUGGCAGGGUGAGAGUGACUUCGUGGCCAAGCUGUAUUGGACCUUCUCAAGCAAAGAAUAUCUCUAUCUGGUAAUGGAGUAUUUGAAUGGCGGCGACUGUGCCUCCCUUGUCAAGAUUCUUGGCGGUCUCCCUGAGGAUUGGGCCAAGAAGUACAUUGGUGAAGUGGUCCUUGGUGUUGAGCACCUUCAUAACCGCGGAAUUGUUCAUCGUGACCUUAAGCCAGACAACCUUCUGAUUGAUCAGACAGGGCAUUUGAAAUUGACAGAUUUUGGUCUUUCCCGCAUGGGAUUGGUUGGCCGACAGAAGCGAGUUCUGAAAAGUCCAAAUGAGUCUGCUCCGGACUUGCUCAAGCAGGGCCCGUUCCCCCGUGCCAUAUCUAUCGCAUCAUCCCGAUCAGCAUCGUUCGACUUCCAGGCGGGCUCUCCCGGAUCUACCCCGUUAAUCACACCCGAGCCGGGCACCAGCGUGGGCCAACCUUCUUAUUUCAGUCUCAACCAAAGUGGUUUGAACCAAAGCAAUCUGAAUCAGGGUGGACUGAGUCGACAAAGCUCUCGCCGUGCAUCAGGUUAUCGUAGCGACAGUGCUGGGAGUGACAGCUUUAACGGGAUGUUCAGAGGCUUUUCCCUCAACGAGCCUCUCAACGACCCCCCAGUACCUUCACCAAGUAUGCUGUCCAGUAACCUGGCAGAAGAUGACGCGCCAAGCGAGCUGGACGAUUCUCCCCAACUCUAUCCGCUACAACCUACAUUCAGCAAUCCUCUGAGCCACAAUACACCCCCGCAGCAGAGCAUGUUACCUCCUGUGAUGGCUCUUUUCGAUCCUGAAGAUCAUGAUCGACGAUUCGUCGGAACCCCCGAUUACCUGGCUCCCGAAACCAUCAAUGGAAUUGGUCAGGAUGAGAUAAGCGAUUGGUGGUCCCUGGGGUGUAUCAUGUUCGAGUUCAUCUUUGGAUACCCGCCCUUCAACGCCGACAGCCCGGACGAAGUGUUCGAGAAUAUUUUGCAUCGGAGGAUCAAUUGGCCAGAAGAUCCCGAGGAGUACACCACUGCAGAGUCCCUGGAUUUGAUGAACAAGCUCAUGACUCUGAAUCCGCGUGAGCGUAUUGGAGCCAAUGUCGAGGAGAAGUUCCCAAACGGCGGAGCAGAGAUUCGUGCUCAUCCUUGGUUCAACGAUAUUCACUGGGGUACAUUGUUGGAAGACAAAGCAGAGUUUGUUCCUAACUUGGAAAACCCCGAAGACACCGAAUACUUUGAUGCUCGCGGCGCGACCCUACAGGCUUUCGCCGAGGAAAUGGAAGAUCAACCUUCUCCGCAAAUGCCAGUCACAACCGAGACGGAUCGACCCCACGAUGCGUUGUUCAAGGUCCGCUCACAGGUGAAUUCCAUGAAGCGCCCCUUGAUGCCUCUCCAUAUCCCUCCGCAUGUGCGGGACGCCCGUGACUCGCGCAGUCGGAGACUAAGCGAGCCCUCGCUAGCCGACGAUUUUGGCAGCUUUAACUUCAAGAAUCUGCCCAUGCUCGAAAAGGCCAAUAAAGAUGUGAUUCAGAAGAUGCGGCAAGAAGCGAUGCAGGCCCAGCACCGUCAAUCUGGUUCGUCCUCGGCUGGACAGACGCCUUUGACCAAUUCUCAGCCUUCUCUGGAUGGAAGUCCCUUGCCAAUGUCGCUGCAGCGUACAAUGUCCCAAAACAAGGGCAACAACCGGCCAUCUUCGCCAUCGAGUUUGAGCCAGGCCAACUCUUCCCCCAGCCGGCCCUCACAACCAUCCUCGCCCCUUCUGGUUCAGUUCAGCACCGGCCAUAACCAUGAGCGUCGUAAAACAUCGGGCUCUUCCUCGACCGCGUCACACCAAUCAAGUGGGACAUUCCAACCAUCAUCGGCGGAGCAGACCCGCGUGCCGAACUUGCGACUAGGCUCGGUUGCCUCCUCUCCCGUGAAAGCCAAUCGCAUGCCAGCACAUUCUCCUGACAAGCACCCGUCUUCCUCGAGUCAUCGACAUGGAAGUGCUCCGGCAAGCCGAGCCCGAUCGCAAACCAUUGGGUCUCAAGAUGGCGGUGAACUGUCCUCCUCCCUCAGCAGAGAAUCCUUUGUACCUGCUCAUCACAAGCGACGCAGUCAAUUAUUUGAUAUUUCCCCGUCUUCUUCCGACAAUGAGGAUCCUCGCACCAAGGCUUUGCUGAAAGUCCAGCGCCGGAGGCAGAGCUCACGACGAAUGUCACAAUUUAAUUUGACUGAGGGUCCGUUUUUCCGUCCCCUGGAUAUUCUGAUCUGUGAGGAUCACCCUGUUUCACGGCUGGUGAUGGAGCGUCUCUUUGAAAAGUUACGCUGCCGAACCAUCACGGUGGCCAAUGGAGCCGAGGCCGUGCGCUACGCUCUGAGUGAAGUUCAGUUCGAUAUUAUUAUGACCGAGUACAAGUUGCCUCAAGUCAAUGGCGCAGACUUUGCACGCAUGGUCCGUGAAACCCGCAGCGCAAACAGACACACGCCGAUUAUCGCUGUCACUGGUUACUUGAAGGAUCUACCCGAGACCCAUAACUUCGAUGCACUCAUCCAGAAACCACCUACACUUUCUAAGCUAACAGAGGCUCUAAUUAAGUGGUGCAUGUGGAAACCGCCACCCAAGGAUUACAAUCUAUCGCAAUCCCCCCCUCCCCUGCCGAUGCCGAGUACUCGUCCCAGCACGCAUCCGACCGAUGACAGCCCUAGCUCGGCAUCAUCUGGCUUCGUGCCAAACCCUCCUAGUUCCUACCGGGGGUCGAGUCGGGAUGAAUCGGUGACCAGCAGUGUAUUUGGUGAUAUGGAGUCGAUCAAACCAGAGGAUGUCCCUGUCAUCAUCAGCCGCAAUCAUGAUGACUGGGAACAGGGAAGCGGCGGCUUAGGUAUCUCCGAAGAUGCCCACCCUGGCAGUCCGGAUCCCAAAGCGAUACCUGUUCCCCAAAUACUCCACACUGCCAGUGCACCGGCCGCUAUGGACGGCACCGGUACACUCACUCCACGGAAACAGCGUUCUAGUGAAGCCAUCCGUGCGAAGCGUGAGUCCUUGGAGCGCAAGAGAUACGAAGGCGCGGAGUCCGGCGACGACGAGGACGAGGAGCUUGGCAACGCCCAAUCUCGCCGCAGUCCACCAAGUCGCAACCGUCGACCGGGCUCCAAGCUUGGCAUUGAGAUGAUGCGCACAAACAGUCGAGGCAGUGUGGUCAGUGGCAGCGAAGAGCUCAUUAAGAAGGAGCGGGAAGCUCUACGCCGACAAAGUGGAGAGUUUGCAAGCGGUAGUGACGACGGUUCCCUCGGUUCCCCUGCCAGCACGAGUCUGGAGGAACGCUUCGAGGGGAUGAGUAUCCCCGAGGAGUCAGAGGUUGAUGAACAAGUCGGUCCCCGCAAUUCACCACCGAACGCAUCGGUCUCAUCUCUUGGAUCAAACCAGCGCCGUCCUUCUCUCGGACAUCGCGAUACCUCUAUUUAUUCGGGCCCGACCUCCCACCCUUCUGUGUCGAAGGCUAGCUCGGAGAGUCUGACCCAGGGUCAAAUUACGCCUCCCGGGGGAGAAGUCGGCCGAGGCCGAGGCCCCAUUACGCCUGAGGUGAAGACAACGAGUAGCCUACUCUCUGCCGAGUUUAGCUCUGGCUCUGGCUCUGGCGUUGACGACACCGAUUAUACCGAGACGCCGGAUCCUGAAGCUACUCCUCGUCCUCUACACCCAUCUCCUACGCCUGAUAGCGACGCGACACCACGACCGAGUGAGCGGUAUCGUACCGAUCUGUCCACCUCUAAAAGAUAG
Molecule: messenger RNA, 6267 nt
Organism: Penicillium waksmanii
Lineage: Eukaryota; Fungi; Ascomycota; Eurotiomycetes; Eurotiales; Aspergillaceae
Product: protein kinase RIM15
Exons: 2
Coding region: 1-6267 (2088 amino acids)
Biological process (GO): peptidyl-serine phosphorylation; phosphorelay signal transduction system
Cellular component (GO): nucleus; cytoplasm
Molecular function (GO): protein serine/threonine kinase activity; ATP binding
Source: RefSeq, a predicted model, not a curated record